Molecule: messenger RNA, 2843 nt
Organism: Daucus carota subsp. sativus
Lineage: Eukaryota; Viridiplantae; Streptophyta; Magnoliopsida; Apiales; Apiaceae
Product: ubiquitin carboxyl-terminal hydrolase 14
Exons: 20
Coding region: 152-2560 (802 amino acids)
Biological process (GO): protein deubiquitination
Molecular function (GO): zinc ion binding; protein binding; cysteine-type deubiquitinase activity
Source: RefSeq, a predicted model, not a curated record
AAUACACGCAGAAACCCAUUCCUUGACGCAAUUUAUAUAAAGAAAAGCCGGUUUCUCUUUAUUUAUUUUUUCAUCAACAGUCCCAACUCCUCCCUCAUUUGGUAUUUGUCUCUGAAAACACCCUGAAAACCCUAGAAACCCACUGACACUAAUGGAGCUUCUCCGAUCAAAUCUCAACCGGGUCAGAAUUCCGGACCCUACACAUCGGGUCUACAAACACGAAUGCUGCAUCACUUUCGAUUCUCCGAAAUCGGAAGGAGGGUUAUUUGUUGACAUGAAUUCGUUUCUUGCUUUUGGAAAAGAUUGUGUUGAGUGGAACUAUGAGAAAACUGGAAACCCGGUAUAUCUGCAUAUAAAGCAGAAAAAGAAGCCGGAUCCUGAAGAUAGACCUCUGAAGAAGCCAACUCUUCUGGCAAUAGGCGUGGAUGGAGGAUUUGACAACAAUGAAGUUGAAUAUGAAGAAGAAUACUGUAUAGUUAUCUUGCCAGAUUAUGCAAAUAUACCUUAUCCUUCAGUCGACUUGCCUGAGAAGGUAAGGUUGGCUGUUGACGCUGUUGUUAGGGCUGAGGGUGCUGAAAGGAAAGAACAGGUUGCAUCAUGGACAGCUGAUAAGAAGCUUAUUAGUGAACAUGCGCUGACUCUCCAACAAAUUAACAGUGGUGUAAUUAUUCCUCCAUCUGGAUGGAAAUGUGCCAAAUGCGACAAGACUGAAAAUCUUUGGUUAAAUUUAACCGAUGGGAUGAUCCUAUGUGGCCGGAAAAAUUGGGACGGAAGUGGGGGUAACAACCAUGCUGUUGAGCAUUAUAAAGAAACUGGCUAUCCUCUUGCUGUGAAGCUUGGGACUAUAACUUCUGAUCUGGAAGGAGCAGACGUUUUCUGUUAUCCGGAAGAUGACAGUGUUUUAGACCCACUUCUAGCGCAGCAUUUAGCUUUCUUUGGUAUUGAUUUUUCAUCCUUGCAAAAGACUGAAAUGACUACUGCUGAGAGGGAACUUGAUCAAAACACAAACUUCGACUGGAACCGGAUUCAAGAAAGUGGACAGGAAGUCGAACCACUAUUUGGACCAGGUUACACAGGGCUUCUCAAUCUUGGGAAUAGUUGCUACCUGGCUUCCACCAUGCAAAUAAUAUUCUCUACUCGUUUCUUCUGUUCAAGAUAUUUUUUUGAUCAAAAUUUAAAAUCGGCCUUUAAUGCUGCUCCUGCCGAUCCGACUGUAGACUUAAAUAUGCAGUUAACAAAGCUUGCUCAUGGCUUGCUUUCCGGAAAAUAUUCGGUCCCAGUUCAGGAGAAAGACGGAAAUGCAGAUUCUGCUGCAAAUUCUACUAAACAGGAGGGCAUCCCUCCACGCAUGUUUAAAGCCGUGAUUGCUUCAAGCCACCCUGAAUUCUCCACUAUGAGACAACAAGAUGCCUUGGAGUUCUUCCUACAUUUCAUUGACCAAGUUGAACGACUAAAUGCUAGCAACCCUCAAUUGGAUCCUUCAAGGUGCUUUAAAUUUGGUAUUGAAGAGAGACUUCAAUGUCCAUCUGGGAAGGUUGCUUACAAUAGCAGACAAGACUAUAUUCUCUCUCUCAAUAUUCCACUGGACAGAGCUAUCAACAGAAAAGAAGUAGAUGACUUCCACAAAUUGAAGACAGCCAGAGGUGUAGAAGAGAAGGAAUUGUCUCCAGAUGAAAUUGUUCGGCCACGGGUUCGUUUAGAGGACUGUUUGCAGAAUUUUUCUUCUGAAGAAGAGGUGCAUGAGUUUUAUAGCACUGCUUUGAAAGCUAAGACAACUGCAUUGAAAACUGCAGGUCUCACUUCUUUCCCUGAUUAUUUGGUGCUGCAUAUGCGAAAAUUUGUCAUGGAGGCAGGCUGGGUGCCAAAAAAGCUUGAUGUUUACAUAGAGGUUCCAGACACACUAGACAUCAGCUUUAUGCGCAGUAGGGGUCUUCAGCCAGGGGAAGAGCUAUUACCUGAAGAUGUUGGUGAUCAUGAAGUAGAAGUGCCGAAAAUCUUACCAAAUGAAGACAUUGUUUCACAGCUUGUGGCCAUGGGAUUUAAUUACUUGCACUGUCAAAAGGCUGCCAUUAAUACAUCAAAUGCUGGAGUUGAAGAGGCAAUGAAUUGGUUACUUUCACAUAUGGAUGAUCCAGAUAUUGACGCUCCACUUUCACAAGGUAGUCAAAGAGAUGAGGUUUUUAUUGAUCAGUCAAAGAUUGAUACUCUAGUUACAUUUGGCUUUACAGAAGUACUUGCUCGGAAGGCACUUAAAGCAACUGGUGGUGACAUUGAGAAAGCAACUGACUGGAUAUUUAGUAAUAAUUCUACUGGUGCAUCUGACAUGGAUGCUACAUCAAGCACAACAAGUGUUGAUGCUUCUUUGCCUGAUGGUGGAGGAAAGUACAGACUAAUUGGACUGGUGAGCCACAUUGGUACUUCUACCCAUUGUGGCCAUUAUGUUGCUCACAUUUACAAAGACGGAAGGUGGGUGAUAUAUAACGAUGCAAAAGUUGGGGCUUCCAAAGAUCCUCCAAAAGACAUGGGGUACUUGUAUUUUUAUGAGAGAAUUGUUUCUUAGAUUUUGAAAGGUAGAAAGUAAAAAAAAAAAAUCCUUAGCUCAAGAGUUCACAAAGAAGCAAGUUCGUGUAGCAACCGUGUUUGCUAAAAUCAUUUGUAAAAGCGUCUUGUAAUGUCAUCUGGUAUGGGGUACGCAUACUAGUCUGCUGUUUGAUUUAAACUUAGUGACAUAGAACUUUGUAUCAUACUCUUUCAGCGGCAUUUUUAAGUAGCUCUCUGUACAUGUGGGUACAUCGUACAUGUGCGAAUAUUGAUAUGCAAAAUUAUGCAUGCUUAUGUGAUCA